Syzygium oleosum is the source of this 2699-nucleotide messenger RNA. RefSeq names its product ethylene-responsive transcription factor ERF054-like. NCBI's taxonomy places the organism in Eukaryota, Viridiplantae, Streptophyta, Magnoliopsida, Myrtales, Myrtaceae. Gene Ontology annotation, molecular function: DNA binding; DNA-binding transcription factor activity. The transcript has a single exon. The coding region runs from base 498 to 1898 and encodes 466 amino acids. Gene Ontology annotation, biological process: regulation of DNA-templated transcription. The record is from RefSeq and is a predicted model, not a curated record.
UCUGUUUUUCAGGCUUCCUCUGUCUCUGUCUCUCGCUCUCUCUGUUUCUCCUCCGUCUUCUCGCGCAUCGCCAGAACACCCGCAGCAUCGACACCCGGUGAUCUUUGUUCUCCUGCUGAGUCUUCGCCGUCGCCGCUCUCUCUCGCUCUGUCUGCGUUUCGAGAUGGGUCGUUGUCACUCUAGAAGCGACGCAGCUCAUGGAAUCCGAUUCUGUUUUUUGGGUUGAUCGGAUACGCCGCUGAAAUCCAACCCCCGAGAUUCUGAACUUCGGUCUUGGUUUUUUUUUUUUUUUGUUUAUGACCGAAUUUCGGAUCUGAGUUUCGAUUUUCCUCUGGAUUCUUUCUCCCUCUGAUUCCGACGUACAUUUGAUCCGAAUCCUUCUUUUUCUCCGACCCCCAUUUGUGCAAAGGAGAAGGAAUCCUUUUAGUCUCCAGCUUUGCUUUGUUUUUACUUAAAGCUUGAGAGAACGGAGGCGGUAAUUCCAAUCGGGUUUCGCGAUGGCUGCUGCGGAGAAGAACACCGGGAAAUCGAGAAAGGGUGUUGAUGAGACACAGAGGAUGACGGGCCAGAGAGAUAGCGAUUCCAACUUGGAGAGCCAGCAGUGGAGGCCUGUGUUUGGAGAAGCUUCCAUGUCGAGUAGGCCUCUCAAGAAGGUCCGAAGCCCGGAGAGGCAAGCGAGCUUCCAGUUAUCAUCGUCUUCUUCUUGUUCUUCGGCGCAUCAAAAUCAAACACCUUUCGCCAUGCCUUCCUCUGUUUCCCCUGCUUCGGCCUCACCGCUCACUACCAUCGCCCCUUCGUCUUCGCACAACUCUCCACGAUUGAUCUUUCCUUUUGCUCUGGAUGGAACCCAACAUCACGGGCAGUUCCAGCAGCAGCUCGGGACCGUCCCGUUUCACGCAUUUCGGCCGACGCUCCAGCUCCAACCUCCGCAAAAUCAGGGGCAGCAGCAGCAGAUGAUAUCUUUCGCCUCGCAGCAGCAGCAGCAGCCAGGCCUCAAUCACCCGCUGUAUAAUUUCGCAGGCGACUUGUCCCCAUUGCAGCAGCAGCAGAGGCUGUUGCAGUACUGGAGUGACGCACUAAAUCUCAGCCCGAGGGGGAGGAUGAUGAUGAUGAAUCGGUUGGGGCCCGACGGCAGGCCGAUCUUCCGGCCUCCGCAGCCGAUAAACACCACCAAGCUCUAUCGGGGAGUGAGGCAGCGGCAUUGGGGCAAGUGGGUUGCAGAGAUUCGCUUGCCGAGGAAUCGAACCCGACUCUGGCUCGGAACCUUCGACACAGCUGAGGAUGCAGCCCUGGCCUAUGACCGUGAGGCAUACAAGCUUCGAGGAGAGAAUGCCAGGCUCAAUUUCCCCGAGCUUUUCCUCAACAAGGACAAGGCUGCGGAAUCCGGUGGUCCGAGCUCAUCAUCUUCUUCACCCCCUAAGGAUGAAAACGCGAUCACUCGCGAAGACAUGAAGACUUCUCCGCAAGCUUCAGAAGAACCCACCCUGCAGGACUCGCCUAUGGAGCUGAUGUCCUCACCGACUCAAGAAACCAAUCCCGAUGGGGAUUCGGGAAUAGGAUCGAGCGAGGUCACGGCAGGUGAAGUGGUUCAAGGGGUGGCGGGAAGUAGCAUUGCAGGGGAAGGAGGUUCGGUCCCGCAGGAGAUGGUGUGGAGGGAAAUGGCAGAGGCUUGGUGCAAUGCGAUGCCGGCCGGUUGGGGACCGGGCAGUCCGGUAUGGGAUGAUCUGGAUGCAACCAGCAAUAUUCUGCUGCAAUCCCAACUUCCUUUUGGCCACGCAAAUGAGCAGCAGUUCGAUGAGAAUAAUGUCCAGAGGCAGCAGGAAAAUUUCGGGUCAGCUUCAUCAUCAUCAUCAAAUUCUUUGCCCACGAAAUCCUUCUUUUGGAAGGAUCGAGAUUGAGGUUUCAUCAGCAUUUCCACAAGCAUCUCUCUCUCUCUCUCUCUCUCUCUCUCUCUCUCUCUCUCUCUCUCUCUCUCUCUCUCUCUCUCUGAAAAGUUCUUUUUCGGGUCCAUUUUGCACGAUCACCUCAUAUUGCUCAAGGUAUGAAGAUUUUUCCGAAACCGACCUUCUGAUUUCCAAAAAAGUUCGUGUUUAUCCUCCACAUAUUUGGUCAGAAAGAACAUUGUCCACAGGUUGAGAAACUCUUCUUGGCGGUUGCAGAUUUUUCCAAAAAGCAACCCAGUACAAACUUUUUUCAAGAAAACUUCAGAAGCUUCUUCAUUUCUCAUCUCCCCUUUUCCUUCCCUGGUUUAGAUGCCUAGAAUCUUCCAGGAUUCGGCUUCAUCCACGGACGUGUCCCCCCUUGAAUUCCCAGAUGAACAGGGGCUUCAUAUUUUUUUCAAAGCCUUUCUACAGAGGAGUGGGACAAAACAGAAGGCCAUUUGAUCCCCGGUAGUCGUCACAGCAGUUUGUCCAUUUAGGGGAUGUGACUCGUGGGUUUUACUUGCUGUAUCUUUUAGUUUUGUGUUUGGUACCUAGUCUUAUGAUAAUCAGGUUGAUAGUUAGCAGCUGUAGCCUGUAGAUCACAUUUUCAUGGUGGGCCUGCAUUGAGGGAGACGGUUUUGUGAUCUCCUUCUCAAUUUGGUCCGUCCAUCACCAGCUUUGUUUUUGUGCUGUGAUGGAGUCAUUGUAGCUUUUUGUGAUCAUCUCAUGUCCCAUCUUUAUCAUUAUUAGUAGUACAAUUGAUGGAUUGUAUCGGAA